AUGUUACAACCAUUUAAACAUCAAAAAUUAUUGUCAACAUAUUUUCACCCUCUAAAAUUGAUUGCCUGCAAAGUUCAUUAUCGCUCUUCGGGAACUAAUAGAACUGGAGGAUAUGAAAUUAAACAAACAAGAUUUCAUUUGCUUAGACGUAAAAUGGAAAGGACUUUUACAAAAACAUAUCUACAAGAUUUUGGGUUUUAUUCUUUGGAAUCUACGAAAUUAGUAUUGGAAAGAUUUGGCACAAAAAACCGGUUUUUGGAUCCCAAAAAACGAGAACAAUUGACAAAAAUUUAUAUGAGUGUUUUGCCAAGUAUUAUUUGUGAAGAAGAUGGGCUUGAAAAUGUUUUGAUAACUAAACUUGAACUUCCCCAUUUAAUGAAUGAAAUUAGGGUAUUUUGGAAAUGUACUGGGGAUGAAACAAGAAACUUAUUGAAUGAAUACUCUGAAAAAUUACGCAAGGAUAUGUCAGAAAUUUUCUAUAGCACAUUUAUACCUCAAUUUAAAUUUAUUGAAGAUCGUCAACAUCUAGUCGUACAGGAAAUGGAUCAAUUAUUUAAACAUGCAGAUUAUGGAGAUGAUUAUAGAGCUUUUAGUAAAAUUGGGGCUAAUUUGGGAAGAGAUUUAAAAAUAAUUUCUGAAGAAGAGAAAGAAAAGAGAAAAACACCUCCAAGAUGGUUGGACAGUUGGAGGAGGAAAUUUAAUAAAGAGCAGAAUGGACAGGAAAGAAAAUGAUAAGAAAAAUGAGGUUUUUUAUGUCUUUGAGUGCUUCUGUGGCUAUUUUUGUUUGUAUAAAAUUUUUAUAAAAACAUUUUUUGUUAUCCAGUCUGUGUCCUUUUGACAGAUUAUAUAUUUUUUUAAUUUAUUUUAAUUUUUAUUUAACAAGAUUUUAAAGAAAAAUAAAAAUGGCAUUUUUUCGUAUUGCUAAUUUUGGUGGAGCUAAAGGAUAUUUUGGGCUAGAGGCGUUGGAAUACUACGUAAUUGCAGGUCUGGUUAUGAUUUGUUAUCUAUGUU
This is a messenger RNA of Meloidogyne enterolobii, 1011 nucleotides long. NCBI's taxonomy places the organism in Eukaryota, Metazoa, Nematoda, Chromadorea, Rhabditida, Meloidogynidae. The record is from the annotation of a GenBank genome assembly.